Messenger RNA from Malus domestica (apple), 1720 nucleotides. RefSeq lists its product as uncharacterized. Gene Ontology annotation, biological process: regulation of DNA-templated transcription. NCBI's taxonomy places the organism in Eukaryota, Viridiplantae, Streptophyta, Magnoliopsida, Rosales, Rosaceae. Gene Ontology annotation, cellular component: nucleus. The record is from RefSeq and is a predicted model, not a curated record.
CCGAUAUGCAAUUUGGGUUUUCGUUUCCUUCCUCCGAUCGAUCGUCAAAACCCCCAAAUCAAUUGCUACACCAAUUUCAGAUAGUUAGUUAAUCAAUUAGCGCGAAUUCAGAAACACUAAAUCCCCAAUUUCUCUCCACUUCCUAACCCCAUGGCCUCGAGGAAGAAGCAAUCCGACGCCAUAGCUCUCCUGCUGUCCAACUACAACGACGAGGAAGAGGAUGAAGAUAUGGAGGACGUUGAGCAACAAAACGACAUAGAAGAAGAACUCGAAGGGGAUGAAGAGCGACGAGAACGGAGAGAAUACGACGAUUACGGUGAGCUGAGAAAAGGCUCGGGAGAUGCUGCAAUGGUGGAUGUGGAUGGAACGGUGGCUGGUGAGUCUGGGAACGACGAUGGCGCACCGCCGAAUGCCGGGGAUAAUGUGGCGCCUUCGGAUGGUUUGAAUGGGAGAAGAAGAAGAGGGACGUUUACGAUUGUGGACUAUGGGCGUGAUGAAGUUGCUAUGUCUCCUGAGACUGAGGAGGGUGAAAUAGAAGGAAGUCGUCGUGUUCCUGGUGAUUUCCAUGAUAAGACACCUCCAGGAACAGUUCGCACUCCUCAGUUAUCUGAACCGUCAAACUCUGACACAGUGAACGAAACUGUACUUGAAUCAGAGGGUAGAGAUGCCGCAGAAGCUGUUGCAGAAGAGCAAAAGGAUAUUGAUCCAUUAGAUAAGUUUCUCCCGCCACCUUUAAAAGCGAAGUGUUCGGAGGAGCUGCAAAGGAAGAUAAAUAAGUUUCUUGAAUACAAGAGAGCCGGGAAAAGCUUCAAUGCAGAAGUGCGUAAUAAGAAGGACUAUCGGAAUCCAAACUUUCUAGUGCAUGCGGUGAGGUAUCAAGAUAUUGAUCAGAUAGGGUCUUGCUUCAGUAAAGAUGUAUUUGACCCUCAUGGAUAUGACAAAAGUGACUACUGUGAUGAAAUAGAGGCUGAUAUGAGGCGCGAAAUGGAAAGGAAAGAGCAAGACAGGAAGAAGAGUCAAAAGGUUGAAUAUGUUUCAGGAGGAACACAGCCUGGAAUAGUUGGUGCCGCACCUAAAAUUAACGUACCUUUUACAGGUGUUUCAACCAUGGCUGCUACUGGGUUGAACUCCUUACCUCCUGCAGCUGAUGCCAUCCCUCGGGAGGGUAGACAGAAUAAGAAGUCAAAAUGGGAUAAGGUAGAUGGUGAUCGAAAAAAUCCUCUUCCCUCAGGAUUGCAGGAUUCUAUGUCUACCGUGGGGACUCAUGCAUCACUCCUAUCUUCUGCUAGUGCUGGUGCUGGAUACAUGGCUUUUGCGCAGCAGAGACGGAGAGAGGUGGAGGAGAAACGAUCUAGUGAAAGGAAGUUAGACAGAAGAUCUUGAGUCCUUUCUUAUCUUCCUAGCAGAGACCAAAUCGCGGAGCGAGUUGCAGGCAUCAUAUUCCCAGAUUUCAAAUUUUCAAGUGGAUAAAAUGCCCCCGGCCAAUACCAUUUUUUCACCUUUAGAUGAACUGCAGCGGGCUUGUAAUUUAUCGCUAUCAAAUUAUACACAUGUACAUGUUUCAGAAUGAAAUUUCACUUGAUAGCUGUUACAAUUCGACGGAAUUGAAGCUCUAGUUUUCCUUCAAUGGAAUUGGAACCCAACAAGUACUUUAGUUUGGGCCAAGCCUCCCACAUUCAUGUUAGUUAAAUUUUAGUAUUUGAAUUUCUUCGAUGUGGUC